Molecule: messenger RNA, 222 nt
Organism: Opisthorchis viverrini
Lineage: Eukaryota; Metazoa; Platyhelminthes; Trematoda; Opisthorchiida; Opisthorchiidae
Exons: 2
Coding region: 1-222 (73 amino acids)
Source: RefSeq, a predicted model, not a curated record
AUGGCAAAAACGGAAACAAGUGCACAAUAUUUUGAAAACCAGAUGGGUCCUCAAUCAAAGCCUUUGGCUCAAAAGCCUGAUAGCAAGGCAGCAGUGUUUGGCGGAAAAUGCAACUGCACUGCCAUUUUUACCGAACACGUCGCCACACAUAUUCCAACCCCAAGCCUGGAGAACCAAGAGACUGUGUUCGUCACACCUCUAGCCCUUGACCAACCUGGAUGA